UAUUUGUUAGGUUCUAUCUAGCUGAACAUUCUAAAAGUUAGAAAGCUUAUAAGGUAUUUCAGAAAAAUGGUCACUUUUGGAAAAAUUGCUGAAAAUGCUUAUUUUUAAAAACAGCGGAAAAAUUGAGCAAAACAUCCCCAAUUUUCUGGUUUCCCGGUAUUCUGGAUCCCAAAUAAAAGGAUGUUUUGGAACAUUGGAUCAAAAUUGUUUGCCCCUGGUGUUUCCUCCAGAUGUGUUGGAGCACAAAACUUCGCAUUUCCUAGUGGUAAAAGAUUGGUUUGGAAGCAUUUCGGGAACCGCUCUUUCCAUCUUGGAAGAAAAACUAACAACAGCAGACGCAUUGUGUACAGGAGUGUAAAAUAUGCUGUACUUGGCAGCGUCACAAUCGGACCCUUUGUUUGUUAUCAGCUCUUAGAUUCUUAUCGAAAGAGACAAGUGGAUGUGACACUUUCCGGUAUCGUAAGAUUUUUCAGAUCUCUUGUUGUUGGUUUAGCAAUUUCUGUUGAUUACUGGAUAAAAUUGUAUGGAUUAGAUGAGGAUUCCAAAGAAUACGAGGAGGCUAUUAAAAAAUGCCAUCAAGUUUCUGCAAAUCGACUUCUUCAAGGCUGUCUCAAAAACGGUGGCCUCUACAUCAAGCUGGGGCAGGGGCUGGUGUCCCUCAAUCACAUUUUACCCCCUGAGUAUGUUGAAAUUCUUUCUGCUCUGCAUGACAAGGCCCUCGCUCGUAAAGAGGAAGAGCUUGAAACUUUAUUCAAAGAAGAUUUUGGGAAGUUGCCAGAAGAAAUUUUUGCAGAAUUCAACAGGAAACCUAUCGCUGCUGCCAGUCUAGCUCAGGUUUUUAAAGCUGUUACUCAUAAUGGAGAAACUGUGGCUGUUAAGGCCCAAUAUAUUGAUUUGCGUCAACGGUUUAGUGGUGACACUAACACCAUCUACCUCUUGCUAACACUUAUUGGUUGGAUGCAUCCAAACUUCAACUUUUCUUGGGUAAUGGAUUAUCUGAAAGAAAGUUUGUCAGAAGAGUUAGACUUUGUCCAUGAAGGCAGAAAUAUGGAAAGAUGUGCAAAAGAUCUCAAGCACCUGUCUUACGUUUACGUUCCGGAAGUGCACUGGAAAUUGAGCACAGAGCGAAUUUUGACUGCUGAAUUUAUAGAUGGUGUAAGCAUUAGUGAUGUAAAUGGAAUUACAAAAUUGGGACUAGACAUUGCAGAUGUUGGAAACAAAGUGGUUCGAACUUUUGCGGAACAAAUAUUCCACACGGGAUUCGUGCAUGCCGAUCCUCAUCCUGGCAACGUUUUUGUGAGGAAGGGAAAGAACAACAGUGCACAGAUUGUAUUGCUGGACCAUGGUCUGUAUGAAUAUUUGCCGGAAAAGAAUCGCAUCUCCUUGUGCAGGCUGUGGAAAUCAAUUGUACUGAACGACCAUCGCCUCAUGAAAAAACAUUGUGAAGAACUGGACGUCAAAAAUUAUUAUUUGUUCUGCGAAAUUCUGAUGCAGAGGCCGCUGCAUCGGAAGCAGAUGCACAUCCCGAAUCGUCUCAGCGAUGCUGAUGCCGCAUACAUGAAAGAAAUGGCAAAGAACCAUUUUGACAGAAUCAUGAUUGUCAUACGCAGCUUGCCUCUCCCAAUGCUUCUAGUAUUUAG
Molecule: messenger RNA, 1640 nt
Organism: Uloborus diversus
Lineage: Eukaryota; Metazoa; Arthropoda; Arachnida; Araneae; Uloboridae
Gene: Adck5
Source: RefSeq, a predicted model, not a curated record